Acaulospora colombiana is the source of this 471-nucleotide messenger RNA. The record is from the annotation of a GenBank genome assembly. NCBI's taxonomy places the organism in Eukaryota, Fungi, Glomeromycota, Glomeromycetes, Diversisporales, Acaulosporaceae.
AUGCCGCAAAUGUAUUUGGAUUCGGUGUAUUUAUCACCGGGAAUGAUGGAAAUUGUUAUCAAAGGGAUGAACGAACCCAACGACCAUGGAUUACGAAGUAGCUCACAAAGUUUUAGCAAGAACACCAGUAAUCAAAAUGCAACGAAAAGUCAUCAUUCUUCGAUUCUAAAUCCUGAGAUAAGGCCUGAAAGCAGAAAUUCUUCGUUACGAGUCAACCCAAAUUUACAAAAUCAGACAAGGAACAGUCAUGAAAGUAAAAGUUCCCACAGAUCUAUCUUAUCCACCAUACAGAACGUGUUUAGAAAUAGUCGAGAGAAUAGAUCACGUGAGGAGGUCAACAGAACAAGAUUGGAGGAUCCAAACGACAUCUAUUGCUUCAGGUAUAGUAGCAUGGAAAAUGACGAGGAUGUAUACAUGUUCCCCAAAAUACCGGAACGUUCUGCGGUUACCAUAUUUAACAACGGUCACUAA